CAAACACAUAUCGGACUUCAGACUGAUUUGAGAACUGAAACUUUCCCGGACAACACGCCUCUAACCGUGACAUCGAGUGAACCAAGUGAAGGUAGUGACAUUCUGACAAACACACCGAAUAGUAUUGCAGAAUUUCUCACAGAAGAAGGUCGGAUUUUAGCUCGGCACAGUCAGUGCAUUGUCAGAGCGCAGCGAGACAAGCCGUGCCGAUAGACCAAACAACACACACUCCUGGGUUGGUGGCCAGAGAACUACAGUAUGCGCCCUGAAAAGAGAGAAGCUAACGCUUGAGCACCUACAGCCGGUGAGACGGAGCGCGAACACAAUCCAGCACAGUCACCGCAAUUCUCCAGCUCUAGGCUACUGGAGCAUCAUCCUGUGGGCCUCCUUUUCGUUUCUACCUUUUCGUUUUUACGCGCGUCCUGCAGGGGUUGUCGAGGGUUGGGUAGAUCUACAUCCGACAUGUCAACGGUUACAGCUUCGGUGGUUGAUGUUUCCAGAAAUAUUUAUUCAACCGAAAACGGAAACCGUGGCGGCCGUAAUUAUACAGGCCAGUGUACCCCAAUGCCCCUGCCUGCGCUGGGGACCCAGAGGAUUAUCCAGGGGAAUGGCACCAACGUGGGAACGGUGAUCACCUUGCAGUGCCCGUCCAGACACCAUCUGGUUGGAGGCAGUGAGGUGUCCUGCGUCUGGGGCAGCAACAGCACCCAGUGGUCAGGAGGUUCUCCCUGGUGUAAACCGUUGUCCAUGUCGGAUGACUUUGGGUUCAGUGUGGCAGUGGUGUCCUCUGUCAUUAGCUGUGCCAUCAUCCUGCUCAUGUCCAUGGCCUUCAUCACCUGCUGUCUGCUCGACUGUGUCAAGGAGGAGGAAAGGAAAAAGGAGGAGAGGGAGACGGAUCUGUGGCACCAGCCAGAGCGAGCGGAGCAGGAGGAGAACAGGGCCUCUCACUAUGACCACAAGGGCAGAAACAACAAUAACAACACCCAGGAGAAGACACUGCGACAAUGGGACCACCAGGACCCUUCAAUGUGUGACCCAAGGAGACCCAGCUGGUGCCAUCAGUACCCCUAUGCUCUGACUGGUCCAGGCCCAGCCUCCACCUUCGGCCCAGCUCUCAACUCAGCUCCUCUCCCCUGCAGAGGCUACGACCAGCCCAUUCUUCUGCACAACUCAGACCUGUACCGCAACCCAGGUCAACCAAACAAUCCAGGCCUACUUCAAAACCCCAUCCCACCCCAGUAUCCAGGUUCAACUCGGACCGUGGGGUACCGGAACCCAGAGGUACCCCCUGGCUCAGGCUUGGCCAGACUGUAUGUAGGACAGGAGGGCAGUGUGUCCGUCGUGAACACUCCACUUCUGGAGGAGUGGAGUGCCCAGGAGCGCCCCAUACGGGUCAUAUCCGUGUGAGGUCACAACCAGGAAGUGACUGGACAUAGAUCACAUGGGCAUGGAUAAACUGAACAUCAAUCAAGAAACUGGAUCCAAAAGGGAGAGGACCACCUCAAUGGGGACCACGCCUAUGUCAUUAUCAACCAGGCACCAAUGACUGAAUAAUUAGGGGGCGCUCAUAUAGUCCUGUUUUACUGUAUGUACAAGUGGGUAACCUGUACAAGUGUGAGGUGUGAAAUGGAAAUGUAUUUUUUGCAUAUCCCACUCCCCCUGAGACACCCUCGGAGAGUGGGGUCACAGCCAGGGUCACCAUAUCCCACUCCCCCUGAGACACCCUCGGAGAGUGGGGUCACAGCCAGGCGAUCGGCCAUUAUUGACAGCAACCCUGGAGCAAUUAGGACGAAUUGCCUUGCUCAAGGGCAGAAUGACAUAUUUUUACCUUGUCGGCUCGGGGAUUCAAACCAGCACGCCAGUAGCGGUAGACCAUUAAGUGACAAAGCAGCAUUUUUAGGUUGCAUCAGACAUGUGCCUUAAACGCAGACCCUAUCCCUCUGGACACUGCCAGAAGCCGAGAGUUGGUGAGGACAUUCAUUAUUCCAUAGGAAUCACUUAUUGUGUUACUGAUUGAUUUCACUAGUAAACAUGUUCAGUUCGGAAAUAUCCUGUAUCUCUGAGUUAUGAAAUCUAGUAAUGCUGCUUCUGGAAAGAAUCCUUAAAACGUUGUACAGUAUUCUGCAUUUUUAGGUUUGAUGCUACUGCUUUGUUGGAUCCAGGGAUAGCAUGUGUAGGGCUACAAUUCCCAAUCCUGUUGUGUAUAGUAUGUGAUGGUACAAAUAACUGUUAAAUGUUAUUCUGUACUAUUGGAAUGAAAAGGGAAUUUUCUGAAGCUUUUUUAUAUUCCUAUACCCAACUGAUACUGACAUUGAUGGUACAUUAUGCAAGUCCCACUGCAGAUGGAUUGAAAAUGAAUCAUUUAAUAAAUUCUACAUUCUUGAA
This is a messenger RNA of Oncorhynchus nerka (sockeye salmon), 2385 nucleotides long. RefSeq lists its product as uncharacterized. Gene Ontology annotation, cellular component: plasma membrane. The transcript is spliced from 5 exons. NCBI's taxonomy places the organism in Eukaryota, Metazoa, Chordata, Actinopteri, Salmoniformes, Salmonidae. The coding region runs from base 463 to 1407 and encodes 314 amino acids. The record is from RefSeq and is a predicted model, not a curated record.